This is a messenger RNA of Galendromus occidentalis (western predatory mite), 495 nucleotides long. RefSeq lists its product as uncharacterized. The record is from RefSeq and is a predicted model, not a curated record. The transcript has 5 exons. The coding region runs from base 1 to 495 and encodes 164 amino acids. Lineage: Eukaryota; Metazoa; Arthropoda; Arachnida; Mesostigmata; Phytoseiidae.
AUGCCUUUGGCCUUUGGCGGCAGCCCCACGAAUGAAACCAUCAUCCCGUACUAUUUUUGCGAUUUGCAGCGCGAAGCCCCCCGAUCUAUUUACGAAUGCUCGCUGCCGCUCCUCCCCGAGCAGCCACGCGAAUUGGUGCAGAGGAAAGUGAAGGAGUUGAUCAAGGACGCCUCGAUAACGGACUUUGUAGCUGAAGUGUGCAAGACUGCGCCUAAACUCUUCAGCAACACUGUAAGUUCCGAAUGGAGAAUGAGAAUGAUGAGAAUCAGGAAACCCUGGAAACAUAAACGGUGCCGAAGAGCAGCGCCGAUAAUGUGUAACUCUGUUCUCCUUCGAAGUUCCGGAUGGUGUCAGCCGCUAUGGAGGUUCGUUGCUUCGAAAGAGUUUCAAGCUGUCACGAAGACUGUUUUGAUCACCUGCUGGAACGCAACAGCAUACUGGAUCCCGAUCGCAAGUCAAACUCGAUAUAUGGACAUAGGCCUCUACUUUGGAUGA